This is a messenger RNA of Anneissia japonica, 1926 nucleotides long. RefSeq lists its product as uncharacterized. Gene Ontology annotation, molecular function: protein binding. The transcript has 5 exons. NCBI's taxonomy places the organism in Eukaryota, Metazoa, Echinodermata, Crinoidea, Comatulida, Comatulidae. The record is from RefSeq and is a predicted model, not a curated record. Bases 95 to 862 code for a protein of 255 amino acids.
UGUUCUCACCUGAAGAGAGUCAGUGCUUUUUCUAACCUCUAUCCAGGCUAUCAAGUUCUAUGUGACAAAUAACUGCUUUGCUUUAUAAUUAUUCAUGUGUGGUAUGACAUCAUCAUGUCCUUAUAUGGAACCUCCGCCCCUAGAUGUCUCAGCAGUACAUGAGGGUACAUACCUCACAGUUUCCGUAAUGCCGUGUGAAUCAAUUGGCAAUAAUCUGUAUGGGGACAUAAAGGAGUAUGAUUUAAGAUACAGAUUAGCUGAUAGUGAUGAGGAGUGGAUUGAUGUAGCAAUUACAAAAGGUCAAGGAAGCAAUGGUUACAAAAUAACAAGCCUAGAAACAGAUGCAGACUAUGAAGUCAGUGCUAGAGUUAUCAACGGGGCAGGUGCUGGAUACUGGAGCUGCUCUACCAAAGCAGUAACAGGUUCAAGUACAGGAACAGGAUCAUCAAUCCCCGGAUUUAUGAUUGCAUUAGUGGUUGUUCUUUUCAUCAUCAUCAUCUUUCUUCUUUCCUUGGUAUUUUACCUAUACUACAGAUACAUCCCCACAAAUGGGAACAAUACGAAUAAAUGUGAAGUUCAAGUGACAGCAAAUACCCGAGUAGUUGAUGAAGAAAAUGAACUUGAUAACUAUACCAAGCUCAUCAAAGAUGAUUUGACGCAGGAAAAUCAAUACGAUGCCAUCCAAACAGGGACUCAAAACACGUAUGAUUAUGCAAUGCCACAGACAAGUAGACUUGAGGUAGCUACAACAGAAGAAAACGUUCGAGUUACCGGAGGCGAAAAUGAGAUCCCAAUGAAACGUAUGGGACAUGAGUCUGACUCGAUUAAUAAUGCUAUUCCUCAAUAUGCAAACAUAAAAUAAUCACUCUUUACCAUAUUCUACGUUUUUAUAAGCAUCUGAAUGUCUACUUUGCAAUGUAUUUUGAAAUGUGUGCUAAUGAACAUAAUAUUUUUAUUAUGCUUUUUUUUUAAAGUUAAUUUUAUUAUUAUUAUCAUUUUGUGAAGCCCAGUCGGCCAAAUGCUUCAACUAUUGCCAUAACAGAAUAUUUUAAAGCAUGAUAUUGAAUACAGUUUCGUCUUUAACUGUAAUUUUAGAAAGACAUUUGCAAAUGAAAGUCAAAUUGCUUUUUAAAUUAAGAACAUGAGCCAAUAAUAAUUUUGUUUAUAUUGUUAAAGCAUGUAAGAUACUAGGUCUAUGCCUACUGGUAAGAUACUAAGCCUAUGCCUACUGGUAAGAUACUAGGCAUAUGCAUACUGGUAAAGAAUAUUGUAAAAAAUAGAUUAUAAAAUACAUGAUAAAAUGUUGUGAUGGAUGUAGUCUGAGACAUUACUUAUUCAUCAUAUAUUGACUUAUUUUAGCGAUUAACCUGUUUGUAUCAGCUGCACUCACUUAAGUGGUACGUUCCACUUACCUUAACAUACUGAAUACUCUGCUGUGAGCUACUGGGGUGGGUCCAGAUAUUUUCAGGAGGGGUGCAGAAAGAAGGGAACUCCUGUAAAAAUAAAGCAAGAUUAAUUAGGGAACUGUCUUCUUACUUGUCACCCUCCCAUCUUUCGAGAGACUUAACGCCAACAAUAAUAUUAGCCUUAAAAUUGUUCUCAUAAAUUACCCCCACCCCUAAAGAAAUAGCUGCUUACUAUUUACUUAAUAUCUGUACAUUUUUUUGCCAGCUAAAAUUUAAAAGCACUUUAACAUGUUAAGGGCGGGGACGACCAUCGCCGCCUAUGGAUCCACCCAGGUGUAUCACCUGUAGGGGUCUGUGAUUACGCUAGAGUGGAGUCGGGUGGUGACCCCCUUGAAGAUUUUGCAUUUUUGUUGAGCCACUUUUAUGUUUUUCUUCAUUUUUUCAAAUGAAAGUCAAAUUACCUUUUAAAUAAAUAAAAACAUGAGCCAAUAAUAAUUUUGUUUAUAAUGUUAAAGCAGGU